UUAUCGGAAUAUGCUAUCGUUGCAGCAUUUCUCGUCCUACCAAACGUGGCAGCGUAUUGCACUAAACUGUUGAAGGCGGAAAACGCGGAUCUGUACAAUGCAUACCUGAAGUUGGUGAGCUAUACCUCCACGUUGGACAUCCUUGUCAUUAUGCUGUAUCGACAAGGGGAUAUUGCUGCGGAAGUGUUGCAACGCUUUCCAUUUCUGCUUUCCUUUCGAAUUUUACUUCAACCUUUAAUGAAAUCAAAAGUGAAAAUCGUAGAGCCGAAGCGGGCCGGUGAAUAG
Acanthocheilonema viteae is the source of this 285-nucleotide messenger RNA. Lineage: Eukaryota; Metazoa; Nematoda; Chromadorea; Rhabditida; Onchocercidae. The record is from the annotation of a GenBank genome assembly.